AUGCAAAAAAACAUUUUUAUAUUAGAUCAUAUUAUUUUUAUUAAUGCAAAAUUUAUUUUAUGUAUUAAUAUUUAUAAGAUUAAUUUAUUCCCUACAAUUUUAUAUAUUUAUACAUUACAUUUUUUAAAUUCUGAUAUAAUAUAUAAUUAUGUAUGUUUCAGAUUAUUUUAUUGUCAUGUUCUGAUAUGUUUUCAGAGAAUUUGGUAUACCAAUUUUAGAGUUUUUUGUGCAGAUUUCAGUAUAGAGUUUUCAAGACUAAAGAUCAAUUUUCUGGAUUUAGGUAUAGGUAUAUGUCUGGAUUUAGGUUUAGGGUUCAGGUUAGAGGAUUCAGUGUUUUUAUUUUUGAGUUUUCUUUUAUUUAUUUAUGAUAAAUUAUAUUUUAUUUAUUGUUUUUACUAUUUGUUUUUUAUAUAUUUUUUUGGUUACAUCAAUUUUUAUUAA
Plasmodium gonderi is the source of this 441-nucleotide messenger RNA. Its product is annotated as Plasmodium exported protein, unknown function. Lineage: Eukaryota; Apicomplexa; Aconoidasida; Haemosporida; Plasmodiidae. Bases 1 to 441 code for a protein of 146 amino acids. The transcript is spliced from 2 exons. The record is from RefSeq and is a predicted model, not a curated record.